AUGAUGACGCCAGAUAUGUGGAAAACAGCAAUUGCACUUGCGAGAGCAUGCUCUGGCUUUCUGAGUGCUCUUGCAUGUUUUUCAUUCUUGAUUUAUGUGAUUGUGGUGUUUCGGAGGAGGUUUUUUAAGCUUCCAUCAGUGAGGUUCUUGUCCUAUUUGCAAACCUUUCUCUUAUUUGCUUCAUUGAAUCACUUGCUAACACUCUAUACAGCCUACAAGACGGAUCAAGAUUGGGUGUGUAUAUUUCAGGCUGUUUGUAAUCAAUUCUUCUCUGUAGGGUUCUUCAUUUGGAGUGUUGUAAUUGCCAUCUUUCUCUUCUCAUCCAUUGUGCUAAGGAAAUUAACAAGGAAGAAAUCAGUACUUUUAUUUGAAGGUUGUUCCAUCACAAUUGUCUUUCUUGUUUCUGGUUUAUUAACUGGAUUACCUUUCAUUGGAAGUACUUAUGGAAAUUCUGGAAAGUGGUGUUGGAUAGAUCAGAACAAACCAAUGGGAGUUACUUGGACUUAUGGUGCUUUUUAUGGACCUCUCUGGAUUUCAAUUAUACUUGUUUUGGUGUUGUAUAUGAUUGUGUUGGCGAAGGUGUGCAGGAAUUUCGGAAAGGUUGGUAUGAGUACUAUCGGAGAUGAUGAUCACAGAAAAGGAAAGAGAAUUAAGGCCUAUUCUAAAUUGAUGGGAUAUCCAAUCAUGAUGGUUCUCAUUUAUAUAAUCCCAACCUUUCACAGAAUUUCAAACUUUUUCAUUACUGAUACAGAUUAUUCCAAUUACAUGAGUUUAAUUCACACAAUUAUUUCACCACUGGUUGGUUUCUUUAAUGUUUUAAUUUACUUUUCAAAUCCAAUAGAGGGAAAGAAUAUUGCCCUCUCUUGUGUUCAAUGUUGGAAGAAUUGUUGUCAAAAGAAUCAUCAUGAUAGAAAUAAUCAUGAAGAUUGGGAUUACUAUCAAGCAUCCAUGAAACCAAUAGGAAUAUUGGAUGAUUAA
Molecule: messenger RNA, 978 nt
Organism: Naegleria gruberi
Lineage: Eukaryota; Heterolobosea; Eutetramitea; Acrasida; Naegleriidae
Exons: 3
Coding region: 1-978 (325 amino acids)
Biological process (GO): cell surface receptor signaling pathway; adenylate cyclase-activating G protein-coupled receptor signaling pathway
Cellular component (GO): plasma membrane
Molecular function (GO): G protein-coupled receptor activity
Source: RefSeq, a predicted model, not a curated record